Colius striatus (speckled mousebird) is the source of this 2202-nucleotide messenger RNA. It is a transcript of the gene LNX1, whose product is annotated as ligand of numb-protein X 1. Gene Ontology annotation, cellular component: cytoplasm. NCBI's taxonomy places the organism in Eukaryota, Metazoa, Chordata, Aves, Coliiformes, Coliidae. The transcript has 11 exons. Gene Ontology annotation, molecular function: protein binding; ubiquitin-protein transferase activity; metal ion binding. Gene Ontology annotation, biological process: ubiquitin-dependent protein catabolic process. The record is from RefSeq and is a predicted model, not a curated record.
AUGAACCAGAGAGAAGAAGAAAUGGACGAUAGCUCCCCACCACUCUGUGUCACCUGCGGCCAAGCGCAUUUACCCGAAGAAAACCACUUGUACAGCUACACCGAAGAAGUAGAUGAUGAUCUGAUAUGCCACAUUUGCCUGCAACCUUUGCUUCAGCCGUUAGACACGCUCUGUGGUCACACCUUCUGCACAGCCUGUCUUACCAACUUCCUCGUGGAAAAAGACUUCUGCCCCAUGGACCGCAAGCUUGUGAUUCUCCAGACGUGCAGGAAGUCCAGCAUACUAGUGAAUAACCUCCUGGACAAGCUAAUGGUUAGCUGCCCUUUCACAGAACACUGCUCAGAGGUCAUGCAACGUGGUCACCUCGAACAGCAUUUCCAAACCCAAUGUAAAGGAGCAUCCCACUAUGGCCUUACCAAGGAACGGAAGAGACGUUCUCAAGACUGCUCUCCGGACCAUGGCUCCAGCUUAGCAGUAGCUGCCCUGGGCCCAGAGCUCUCAGCAGCUGCAGCCAUCGCCUUAAUAACAGAUGAGCCAGGGCUGGUGAACCCAGCCUUCAGCCCCACCUUGGAGGACAGCCAGUCAGGCAGCAGCCACGGAGACUCACAUCGUAGUAACCAGAACAGAACUCGACAUUUUGAACGCUCCACUAUAAGAAGCAGAUCUUUUAAAAAAAUAAACAAGGCAUUCAGUGUUCUUCGAAGGACAAAGAGUGGAAGUGCUGUUUCCAACCAGGCUGAUCGGGAUACUAAAAACCCAGAAAAUUCAGUCUUUCCUUCUUUAUAAAGUUUUCCCAGGUUGUACCACCUGAUUCCAGAUGGAGAAAUUACCUGCAUUAAGAUCAACCGUACCGAUCCCCAUGAAAACCUGGCUAUUAGGAUUGUGGGAGGCAGUGAAACUCCAUUGGUUCACAUUAUUAUACAGCAUAUCUAUCGAGAUGGGGUAAUUGCCAGAGAUGGAAGGCUGCUGCCUGGAGACAUGAUACUAAAGGUAAACGGCAUGGACAUCAAAAAUGUGCCUCACAACUACGCCCUGUCAAUCCUGAAGCAACCCUGCCACGUGCUCCGACUGACAGUGCUCCGAGAGCAGAGGUACCGAUGCCGAAACAGCGGACUUUCUCUUGAUGCUCACUGCAACAGGGACGACAGUUUCCAUGUCGUACUAAACAAAAGCAGCCCAGAUGAGCAGCUGGGCAUUAAGCUGGUCCGCAAGGCUGACGAACCAGGGGUGUUUAUUUUCAACUUGCUGGAAGGUGGUGUGGCUGCCCGUGAUGGGCAGCUUCAGGAGAACGAUCGGGUGCUGGCCAUCAAUGGGCAUGACCAUCGCUACGGCAGUCCAGAGAGUGCAGCCCAGCUCAUACAGGCCAGUGAGAAGCAGGUUCACUUCAUCGUGUCACGACAGACCAGGCAGCAGACACCUGACAUCUUGCAGGAGGCAGGCUGGAGUUACAGUGGUGGCAGCCCCCAGCCCUCUCCUGCUCAGAGGAACAUCCUUGGCAAGGGCACCCUUCACACCGUCACCUGUCACGAGAAGGUGGUGGCUGUCCGGAAAGAUCACACAGAAUCUCUGGGAAUGACUGUAGCAGGCGGAGCGUCUAACCGGGAAUGGGAUUUGCCUAUCUAUGUGAUAAGUGUUGAACCUGGAGGAGUUAUCAGCAGGGACAGCAGGAUAAAAACAGGUGAUAUCCUCCUGAACGUGAACGGGAUUGACCUGACGGGGGUCAGCAGGAGUGAGGCUGUUGCCCUGCUGAAAAACACCAACUCAUCGGUGGUGCUCAAAGCCCUGGAGAUGAGAGCCUGUGAAGCCCAGGAGGAGUGGGGCUGCUUGCCAUCCCCCGAAGCCAUGCAGGCAGCUUCUGAGAGCAGUGAGUGGUCACCUUCCUGGGUGAUGUGGCUGGGGCUGCCACGGUAUUUGUACAGCUGCAAAGAAAUUGUAUUACGAAGAAAUACAUCUGGAAGUCUUGGCUUCAGCAUCGUGGGAGGAUAUGAAGAACAUACUGGGAACAAACCAUUCUUUAUCAAAUCCAUUGUUGGGGGAACACCAGCAUAUAAUGAUGGCAGAAUUAGAUGUGGUGACAUUCUCCUUGCUGUCAACGGUAGAAACACGUCAGGAAUGAUGCACGUCUGCUUGGCAAGGAUGCUCAAAGAACUGAAAGGGAAAAUUACUCUCACAAUUGUGUCCUGGCCUGGCACUUUUUUAUAA